This is a messenger RNA of Pocillopora meandrina, 5670 nucleotides long. Lineage: Eukaryota; Metazoa; Cnidaria; Anthozoa; Scleractinia; Pocilloporidae. The record is from the annotation of a GenBank genome assembly.
GUAUUUCUAUAGUCCAAGAUGGCGGAAGCCGCAGCUGACGAUGAUGUGACAUUGCCAAGAGGUUUGUGAUGAAUUUAUGUGAUUAUUGAGACACGUUACUCUUUAUUUCUAUAAUUAUCGGAUACAAAUUUCAUACUCUAGUCAUAAAUGUCUUGUUUCGCCGUAAAAAUAUGAUGUUUGUCUCUAAAUUGGUCCUUCUCGGUCACUUGUACAAGCUUACUUCCCUGUUUGAUUAUGAGAGCGAACGUUAGAUCUAUAGAGUAUUUUUGCAUUUGAAUUUUUAUGAACAAGAAAAUGAAUGAGAUUGGAUACCAGUUUAGGUUUCUAGACAAUUUUUUUAGUCCUGUGAAUUGAAUUGUCAAGAAGUGAGGUUGACUGGCUUUCAUAUACAUCUACAUAGCGUCUUAUUUAUUCAUCUCCAAAACACGGGUUUGAGAUCGAGGAAUUUGAUUAGAGUACUCGAUACAUUGUGGCGUACAAUCAAACUGUAAUUUCCUGCUCGAAAUAUUCCUGCUGAAAUUUAAAUUUACUCAUAUUUAAAUUUAUACUGUUCCAUCAAUGGAUACAGCAUAUCUUCAAUUGAUAAAUUCUUUAUUCUUGAUAGCUGCUGUUAACAAGAUGAUUAAGGAGAUGAUACCAAAUGUGCGAGUUUCUAAUGAUGCUAGAGAACUUAUUCUAAACUGCUGUACAGGUGAUUAUAAAAUUUUCUUUCAACCAACUUGGGUCAAUAUUAAUUUUGAUGAUGGCAUUAAACAUAUUAAUGAUAAUGAUGCCUGCCAUUGAACUGAUUCUUUUUUUUCACUGUACACAUACAUAUAUUUAUGGUUUGGUAUUAUUUCUUGCAUUGCAGAGUUCAUUCAUUUAGUUUCAUCAGAGGCAAAUGAAAUUUGUAAUCGUCAGAUGAAGAAGACAAUUCUACCAGAGCAUGUUUUUCAAGCUUUACAGGUGAAUGUUAUAUCUGAUAGUUUUAAUCCAGUUUUACCAGCAUUGUUGGCUUCUGAUGGGUUAACAGAGUUGUUAAAACAUCCAGACUACUGAAGUUAUGGUAUAAAAGGUUAAUUUUAUCCUCUUGAUGAGUAACUAUCUGCUGUUUUUUCUUUCACAUGUCAUUGAAAACUCUUUAACAGGGAUUCGAAAUAGGAACUUCAUGGAAGAAGGAAGUUUUUCUCUGAUUUUUUCCUCCAAUUUUUUUAGCAUUUAUUUUUAUAUCUUUUGCUCAAAUUACUCUGUUGUUUUGGGUUGGUGAUACAUGUUUAUAAAAAAUUAUAUCUUCUCUUAACACUAAAGGUUGCAAGGUAUACAUGAUGCAUGCUCUCUAUAAUAUAAGGUUAAGAUGUCUUAUCUAAAAUGAUAAAUUAACCCUUUCACUCCAAUGAUCUCUUCAGUAAAUCUCUUUAUUGUCCACUGUACAUUUCUUAUAAUUUUAGUUUGGAGAAUUCGCUAUUGAAUCAAAUGAUAAUGCACUAAUUGACAUUUUUCUAUAUUCUCAUCACUUGUCUACUUUAGAUUGUAUUGAUAUUGUAAGGAGAAAUUCUGUCUUGGUCACUAGUGGGAGGGAAAGGGUUAAGGGUGAUAAUUAGUUUUUCUUGUUUGGUAUCAAAUUUCAUUCCUUGAAUGAAAUAAUUAUAUUCUGAAUAAAUGAACCUUUUUUUUUAAUUUUCAAGGGAUUGGGUUUUACUUCCUACAUUGAAGAAGUGAGAUCAGUCCUUCAAGAAUGUAAAACACAAGCUGCAGUAAGUGAAUUGAAUUUAUGCAUUUGUUUCUCUAGGCAGGUUUUCAUUGGUACCCCUGGGUAGACAGAGGUACUGUGACCUGAACCCAUUUUUACCCCUGGGUGGAUAGAGGUGUUGUGACCUGUACUCAUUUAUGCCCCUGAGUAGACAGAGUCAUAGUGACCUAAACCCCAUUUAUAUCCUCAGGUAGACAGAAGCACUGUUAGUCAUUUACACCCCUAGGUAGUACCAUAAAAGUAAAGUGUUUUGUCCAAGAACACAACACAGUGAUCCAGUCUGGACCUUAUAAUCUGUAGUCUGAUGUAAUGAGUAAUAGAGAUCUUGCUGUCUCUUGCACCAAGUGACCCACCCAGCCAGCUGGAGCCUAUCCCUGUUUCUAUAGCAUGAAACAACAAGAAGAAUUACUUCCCCUCCCCCCUUUCCCCCUGGAUGGGAUGGUAGUCUUUUAGAAAGUCACCCCUCAGCACUUCUUUACCCUUCCCUUUGAGAUCAUGGCCUACCCAUCUUUACUGCUGGGUAGAGAGAAGCACUGUGAAAUUAAAGUGUGUUUCCUUGGAACACAACACAAUGACUCAACUAGAUCUCAAACUUGGACCUCUCUAAAAGCAAAAGUGAAUUAACUGCUAAGCCACUGUGUCUCUGACUUUUAGAAUGAAACUAACAUUUAUUUCCUUGACAGAACAAAAGAAGAGCCAGUACACGACUGGAGAAUCUGGUAAGAAUAGACAUACUCAUGCAGUAUCAUAACCAUUCCACUCUCAAUUAUGGCCAAAAGUUCAAAGACAACUUUUCAAUCAGAAUGUUGACAAGGAGUUAGCAAAAACAUUUUAACCAGGGAAUAUUCUUUGAUUUAUCUUGAAAUUCCAAUUUUUUUGACUGUACAGGGUUGUUUAUUUAUUCUUGUAAUUGCGGUUUAUAAACUUAAUGUAUCAAAAGAUUCGCUAGGUAGUCAUUUGUACUGUACCGUAGGUUACCAAAUUGGAAGAAAAUCUUUCUGCAAAUUGGACUAGAAUGAGGUGUGAAUCUUCACAAAAGACGCAGAUUUUUUUUGCUGCCAAUUUUUGUCAGGUCAAAUGUAUAACAUCUUUGGUUGUUGUAUCUCCAUCAUACUUUUUUUAUUUACAUCCAUAUCAUUUUCAGGGUAUCCCUGAAGAAGAGUUGUUGCGGCAACAGCAGGAACUCUUUCAGCAAGCAAGAAUAAAGCAAGCUCAGGUACAGUACAUGCAUUAGGUGUCAGAGAUUGGAGAACUCUCCCAUGAUCCAACUAGUGAUUCUCUCCACUUAUGACCAUGAAUUUCCCUGUAAAUUAGACAGUAGGAUAUAGUGCUAAAUCAAGUUGAGAACCAUUAUCUGAUUGGGUAGUUUGUGCUCAUUUUCUGUUUACAAGAUUACAUAUUGGAAUUUCAAGGAGAUGUUAUAUGUUGAUCAACAUGGGAGUUUUUUUAAUGCAGUUGAUGAAAACCCAAUUGGUGUAGAUGACAAUUGUAUUAGCAUACAGGGUUACUUGUUAAAAUUAACAAUUCUGAGUAAUGAUAGGGACCUUGGUCACAUGGGUUUUUUUUUUUUUUUACAUAAUCAUAGAAAUCACAAUUUCCUCAAUUGUGAUUGGUUUGAAAAAGUUUGUUAUAGGACAGUUCAAUAAGCCAAUCACAUUGAAAGUUGUAGUGUAAAUCAACCAAUCACAUUCAAAUUGUAGUUUAAAAUCAACUAAUCACAUUCAAAGUUGUAGUUUAAAACAACCAAUCACAAUCUUGAUUUCAAUCACCAUAGAAACAAUGCACAGACUCCUAACUUAGAGCAUAUUUUCCCUUCCUUUUAUACCAUAGCUCAUCUUCUUUUCUCUGAAAUUGUAAUUUUUAUGAUUAAUUGGUAAUAAGACUUCAUGUUGUCCAAUUUAGUUUGUAAUCAUACAGGUCUGUGAUAAACAAAUUUGACUCUCACUGCACAGUUGUCCAAUUUUGGUAUCACUCAUACGCUCACAGAUUGAAUUGGACUCUGCUCAGUUCUAAUACUAUUACUUAUAGGCUGAACAGGAAGAAUUCCAGCAGCUUCAACAAGCUCAAACGUUGGCUCAGCAACAACAACAACAACAACAAAUACCACAGCCUAGUACAUCAGCUGUAUCACCAGUAGCAACACAAUUGAAUCAAUAGCUAGUCACCAUUUUUUGCUCAUAUUAUCUCAGUUGAGCAUUUGUUGAAAGAGCUGCACCGUGUCAUUUUUACAAAGAGGGAAAGGGGGAGAGAGGGGUUAGGUAGGUUGAGAGACCAGCAGGGUAGGGGUGGUGGGUUACUGCAGGCUGGAGAGGAAUGGGUAGGGAGGGUGUAAACUUUAACUCUUUCAUUCCCAAGAUCUCAUUUGUAAUUCUCCCUACUGUUUGCUGUAUAGUCCUUGUUAUGUUAAUUUGGAGAAUUUGGUAUUGGAUCAACUAAUAAUCCCCAAAUUAAUAUUUUCCUGUAUUCUCAUCACUUGUCUGCUUGAUAUUGUAUUGAUAUUGUAAGGAGAAAUUCUGUCUUGGUCAAUUAUGGGAGUGAAAGGGUUAAAGGCCGGUUAUUUAAACAAAGCUUAGCCGUUGUUUAACAAAACCUCAUUUUAAACUAUCAUCAAUUUAGCCCAACCAUCUUUUUUUCGUGUGAACAGUGUCAAGAGGUUCAAAAGCUAACAGUGGAAAUAACAUGUAUUUAAUUAAAUCAACCUUCUUAUGGAGAAUACCUGAGGCUCACUGCUUGCUUAAAACCGUGGUUUGGGUUAGACGUUGUGUAAAUAACAACCCCUAAGAGGUCAGGAAACAGAAACAGAUCUGAAGUGUUUUGCACUAAAGCAUGGCUCUGAGCUGAACCUUUUUCAAAACUGUCAUUUGGCAAAUUGUAGUUUUAUUCGCAAAGGAAAGAUAAAAGAAAGAGAAGGGAAGUUUUGUGCAAUAUUAAAAAAAUAAAUAGUUCUUGCAGAUAUUUAUGUAUUUGACCUGUUAAGCCAAAGAUUGCAAAAUUUGUAACUUCCGCUGGAAAAGUAGUUGCCAAAAUUUGUUAAGGAAGAUUGGAGUCAAAGAUGCAGUGGGAGGGGAGAACAGGGUACAGAAAGACGUAGACUCUAAAUUCCCUGCCCACCCCUUCUCACGCUUCCCCUGCCUCCAUGUUGAUUAUUUUAUUGGCAAAGAGCAAAAGUUUUAAAUUUCCUUUUUCCACCUAUAAAACUUUGUAGAGCUAUCAUGGCUUUCUAAUGUUAGGAAGAUACUGUAUGUGUCUAAAACACACCUUAACGCUACACCUUUUGUAAAACGUUUUGUAUGAGAGACAAGCUGUCUACAAGUUGUACAAGGGACUGAGGUUUUGGGAUAUCCAGAAUCCAGAGUUCAUGUUAUGAGCAAAUUCCAACUGAGAGAGGGCGAUGCCUGUUGCAUGCAGGCAGUUUUCGGGAAUAACUGAAAAAGCGAAGCAAGUAAGGGAAGAUCAGGGUAAUUAGGAAAAUGGAAAAUGUGAUAGUGUAGUCUGUUCAUCCCAACAGUCUUGAGAAGGAGUGUUGUCAGUAGUGGUCAUUGAAGUUUCGACAACCUGAGCCGAAGUCACUUGACUCUGAUGAUGACCGCUUCCGUCCUUCUCUCAGGACUACACUCACCCGGGCGAUCAGACCACACUAUCACAUGCUACCCCCGGGUUUAAACUAUUUACUGUAAGAUGGAGGAUGUGUGAACACAACUGGAAUAACAUGCAAGUUUUGAAGAAGCAGUUUGUCUUAUUUAAUGCUAUAUUUUAUAGAAAGAUAAUUUUCCGACCAGCCUUGCACCGUGGGCAGCUCCAUUGUUCUAAAAACCUGCAUACUCACCAUAUUAAAUGGUUUUAUGUAUUAGUUUUACUACAUUAUAUAUUAUUGCCCUUAUUAAAAGUUAAUUCGUUGUUAUUAGGUCCAUUUUUAUUGAAGAUUAAAACUUAUAUACGCU